GAUUGGGGCUUGCGUGUGAUAAGAAGGGAUUCUCACAGCCCUUGCUUUACGGGAGCGGGCGCCAACAAGCAGGCGUCA
Gryllus bimaculatus (two-spotted cricket) is the source of this 78-nucleotide messenger RNA. The record is from the annotation of a GenBank genome assembly. NCBI's taxonomy places the organism in Eukaryota, Metazoa, Arthropoda, Insecta, Orthoptera, Gryllidae.